UUGAGGGGUAACAUUUUAGGGUCUCCAAAGGUCCCACAGGGUCUUUUUUGGUUUUCUACUUGCACCAAGGUUCUGGCCUGGAGUACACGGGAUGACUGUAUUUCCCCAUUGCUUUGGAUUUAUUCUCUGAAACAUAAACCGCUGGGAUUAUAAAUACGGAGGGAGACAAAUCCUGUUUUUGUGCUGUCGAAGUGAGGUGAUUUUUCCGUAGCCAUGGCUACAUGUAAUGUGGGUAUGCAACCUGUGCCGUAAGCAGCAGGAGAUUCUCACCAAAUCAGGAGAAUGGUUUUCAGGGCCGGGGGUGCGGCCUGUGAGCCUGGGCACCGCCCUGAACGACCCAGCCGUGGGGGGUGAGGCCCCACGGGACAGGAAGCUGCUCCGCUCCAGGUCCCAGGCCCCUCCCUCCAGCGCCAACACUAACGCGGGGCUGCCAGACGGGACACAACCUCCCGCUGGUGUCACUGCUGCCAAGGGUGCCGACACCAUGCCUGCCUCACGCUCUCAGAGUGAACCGCCUCGAGAAAAGAAAAGGCCUGUAUCCCUCCAUGAGCAAAAUGGUAAGGGAGGCAUGGGCCGCGGAAGUGGCCGGAGGCCUGCAGGGAAAUUGCCAUCUCAGUCAUCCCUAGAUGAGCGGCCGGGCCCUGGGGAUCGAGGAGACAGACGGGGAGGAGAUGGUCGGAGACUGGAGAAGAUCCAUUCUCAGGACUACGAGGACGGGGAAGAGCAGUUGGGUCGUGCAGAAAUGCACCGGAGACGCCCGGAGGAUGAGGAGCGGGAACGGGAGCAGAGGGAGCGCCAGCGCCGUGAGGAAGAGUUUCAGACUCGUUACCGUAGUGACCCUAACCUGGCUCGCUACCCAGUCAAGCCACAGAAAGAGGAGCAAGAAAUGCGCAUGCAUGCCAAGGUGUCCAAGGUCCGCCAUGAACGACGCCACAGCGACCUGGCGAUCAACGAGGUCGGACUGGGGCCUGGUGAAGGAGUAGGUGGAGGAGGCAAUGCAGGGGAUGUGCCUGAAAACCGCCUGAGCAGGAGGGGUGGAGGUGGCGAGGGAGAUCGCAAGGUUGUUUUGGAGAACCACCGAGCCUACUCUGUGGAUAGGACCGUGGGGGGUGGAGGGGGGCCUCCACCUGUCGGAGGCAGCCAGAGAUCAGGGCCCCAUUCUGGAGGACCGGUGCCACCAGACUGGGGUCCAAACAAGGGCCACCUAGAGCCCAGUAUGACUCGGACACCAAGGGACAAGGGUGGGGACAACCUGCUAAGGAAGGACUCGCAGAGCUCGGACCAGUCGGAGUCUUUGCGGCCGCCCCCUCCACGGCCCUACAAGAGCAAGCGUGGCAUCAACAAGAGGCAGAUGUCCAUCAGCAGCUCAGAAGAGGAGGGCGGCUCCACGCCCGAGUACACCAGCUGUGAGGACGUGGACAUGGAGAGCGUCAGCGAGAAAGGUGAUUGGGACUGCUAUCCUCUAGACCCUACAGUGUGGCAUCAUCCAGUUACGUGGCAGCCAUCCAAAGAGGGUGAUCACCUGAUCGGACGCAUCACACUGAGCAAGAGGUCGGCCAUGCCCCGUGAGGCUGGCUCCCUUCUGGGCCUGAAGGUGGUAGGAGGGAAAAUGACAGAGACAGGGAGACUCGGGGCCUUCAUCACCAAAGUCAAGAAAGGAAGCCUGGCGGAUGUUGUGGGGCAUCUACGAGCAGGUGAUGAGGUACUGCAGUGGAAUGGGAAGUCGUUGCCAGGAGCAACCAAGAAAGAAGUGUACAACAUCAUUCUAGAGUCCAAGGCUGAGCCUCAAGUGGAGAUUGUUGUUUCUAGGCCUAUAGGCUCUAUCCAUCGAAUUAUGUCCAAAAACUUCUUGAGAAAAGUGUAUAGAGCAUAUCAAGACGUCCCAAGAAUCCCAGAGUCAUCCCACCCUCCUUUAGAAUCUACGGGCUCCAGUUCCUUUGAGUCUCAGAAGAUGGACCGUCCCUCCAUAUCAGUGAUGUCCCCUACCAGCCCUGGAACUCUCCGAGACCUCCCCCUGGUUCUGCCUGGACAGCUUUCUGUGAAGCUGUGGUACGACAAAGUGGGCCAUCAGCUGAUCGUCAAUGUCCUUCAAGCCAUAGACCUGCCGCCCAGACUGGACGGACGACCUAGGAACCCUUACGUCAAGAUGUACUUCCUACCUGAUAGGAGUGAUAAGAGUAAGCGACGGACCAAGACGGUAAAGAAGAGUGCUGAGCCCAAGUGGAACCAGACCUUCCUCUAUUCCCAUGUUCACCGGCGGGACUUCCGAGAGCGCAUGUUGGAAAUCACUGUCUGGGACCAGCCCAGGGUGCAGGAGGAAGAGAGCGACUUCCUGGGAGAGAUCCUGAUAGAGUUGGAAACUGCCUUGUUGGAUGACAUGCCUCACUGGUAUAAGCUGCAGACCCAUGACGUGUCCUCUCUACCUCUGCCCCAGCCGUCCCCCUACCUUCCACGCAGACACGUCCACGGAGACAGCCCGAGCAAGAAGCUACAGAGGUCUCAUCGCAUCACUGAUGCAGAGUUUGAUGAUGGUUUGAUGGUAGUGGAUAAAGGUGCAGAGCGUAACUCCAGGGAGAGAGAGCGGAGCAGCACCCUGGCUGUCCCUGAGCAGCAGAGGCCGGUCCAGCACCGCUCCCGUUCGGUGUCCCCGCACCGAGAAGACUCAUGUAGGGCUCGCUCUCGACCCGCCCAUGUGCCCAUGCAAAGGAGUCUGGAUGAGAUUCACCAGAACCGCCACCACUCCCACUCCCCUUCCCGGUACCAUGAAUCCCACUUGGAGCACCAGCGCUCCGGUGACUCGGACUAUGAGUACUCCGAGGACAGUGAGGUCCUGGAGAUGCACAGGUCUAUCCGGGGCGGGAGUGCCGAGUGCCUGCACACAAACAGGGGUGUAGGUAGACACAGCAACACACUCCCCCCCAAAAUGCCCCUGUUAGUAAACGGUAUCCAUAAAGACAUUUACAGCUCCACCCUUCCUGCAUGCCUAAAGAGCAAGCCGCCCCGCGGGCAGGAAGGGGGCAGCACCAUGCCUCGUAGCGUCCUUACGCAUCGUGUGCUCAGGUUCACUGAUGAGGUCACGGUUAGUGACCUGCAGCCGUCAUUGGACAGAGUGAGGAGUGCCAGCACCACCUGUCUGAGACCGGACACCAAUUUCCAUGCCUCCGACAGAGACAGGUGCACCAGCUCUUUGCCCCGCAGGACACCCCCCAGCCCCAGGAUCUUAGUAGAGCAUGUCUCCCUUGAAGAAGACAGGCAGUCUAACAAUACAGCCAGGCCAAACUCUCAAAGAUCCAGCAAAAAAGGCCUGGAGGGGGACAGAGCACACGGCCAUGGCAGCCCCUCCCCUCCAAUGGGGACUCCUUCGUCACGUCGCAGGGGCAGGCAGCUGCCGCAGCUCCCUGCUAAGAGCAGCAGCAUAGAACAAGCCCUUGCAGUAGAGGAGCGAGCCCAACAGUUUCAGAUGAAAGUACAUUCCUACCGGCCUUCAGCCUCCCACGACCCUGAGACGGACCUCAAGACCAAACGGGAGAUGUAUGCAGAACAGAGGCGUAGCAGCGACAACAUGUCGGCCAGAUCGUCAGACAGCGAUAGGAGUGACGUGUCGGCCCUCUCCCGCGCCAGCAGUGCCUCCCGCCUCAGUAGCACCAGCUACAUGUCUAUCCAAUCAGAACGACCCAGGGGACGACUCAGAUCUAAGUCAUUAGAGGAGGAGAAGAAAGACAGGAGGAUCUCAUGGGGGGUGAAUGGGACGGAGGAGGAGAGGCAGAAGGCAGCAGGGAAGAGGCGUUUCUCUGAGGAGUUGAAGCGCAGGAGACACACGGUGACCGGAGACACCAGGGAGUCCAGUCGGCAGACGCGAGCGUCGGCGGGCCGCAGUAUGCUGAAGAGCUCCAGUGUGAGCGGUGAGAUCUACACCCAGGAACGCACGGAUGGCAGCCAAUCAGACACAGCAUUGGGUACAGUGGGUGGCAGCAGCAAGAAAAGGCGCUCCAGCCUGAGUGCGCGGGUGGUGGCCAUUGUUGGCAACCGCCGCAGUCGCAGCACCUCACAGAUCAGCGGCCCUGAGGGGAAGAGUAAGAAGGAGAAGGGUGUACCCAUCAAGAGGAGCACAGAGACUGGCAUGGCAGUAGAGCUGACCAGGAACAUGAGCCGCCAGCCCAGCAGAGAGUCCAACAAUGGCAGCAUGAACAGCUACAACUCUGAGGGGAAUUUGAUCUUCUCUGGAGUGAAUCUGGGUGCCAACAGUCAGUUCAGUGACUUCCUCGACGGUUUGGGACCGGCGCAGUUAGUGGGCAGGCAAACACUGGCUACACCUGCCAUAGGUGAUAUCCAGAUUGGGAUGAUGGACAAAAAGGGUCAGCUGGAGGUGGAAGUUAUCAGAGCCCGGGGACUCGUGCAGAAGCCAGGAUCCAAAUCCCUCCCUGCUCCAUAUGUCAAGGUCUAUCUGCUGAAUAAUGGGGCGUACGUAGCCAAAAAGAAAACCAAGAUUGCACGGAAAACACUCGACCCACUGUACCAGCAAGCACUGCUAUUUGAGGAAAGCCCACAGGGUAAAGUCUUACAGGUGAUUGUAUGGGGAGACUACGGCCGCAUGGACCACAAAAGCUUCAUGGGAGUUGCACAAAUCCUACUGGAGGAACUGGACUUAUCAAGCACAGUAAUUGGCUGGUACAAGUUGUUCCCACCAUCCUCUUUGGUGGAUCCUACACUAGCCUCCCUAACGCGACGAGCUUCCCAGUCGUCACUUGACAGCUCCUCCGGACCCCCUGGGGUCCGAUCCUAGUGGACCAAUAGAACUACACCGCUUAGUGAAUAACAAACUCACGAACGUACUGUAGAGAAUAACUGAAAAUGGCGGAAAUAUAGAACAACAACAAUCAGAAACAGAGUCACAAAUGAGAAAGCUUUGUUGAGAUCUGACAAUCACUCCUGUCGCGUUUAAUUUUGUUCUAGGGAACGCUACAUUUCGAUGUUUCAUUUCCAUUUGAUGAAAAAUCUCAUCGUUUUUCUCCGUUUAUAUCGAAGAACUAGGGCUGUCAAUAGUCAACAGGCAGUAGGUAACACUGCUUUUGAGAUGAGAGACAGGAAAAAAAGGAGUGGCAUGUGUCAGAGAUUGAGAAUCAAUGGAAGCAGGGUGGUUUUUAAACUGAAUCAACAAUAAUAAAGAAAUGUAUGUAAGCGUUGGAAUGUAUGGACUUGAGACAGAGGUAAUCACCCUCCACACCUGCAGGGGGCGUAACCGCGUCCUCUCUGCAGUGGCCUCCUCCAGAACCCCAAUAGACUGCCAGCACGUCUGCCCCCGGGCGGGCUGCUCCCCUGUGGGUAGUCAGUCUGGAAGCACAGGGCCUUCUUCUGGUGCCUAGACCUCGGAGCCGCAUCACUGGUCCUUCUCUCUGUCGAAAGAUCCUGUUUUCAAUAUGUUUACCAUGGCUGGUCUGAAGCCACACUGUUUUAGUGUGUUUGCUUUUGUUGUUCAUUUCUUCCCUUGUUACUACUGGCACAAAAUGUUUUUAAAAUGCGUAAAAUGCUCAUGAUAUGUUGUCAGUCUGGUGUGUGCAUGGAGAGAUUAAAAAAAAAACAUAAAUGGGAAAAAAAGGAAAAUGAUACAAAAAAUUAAUAAAUAAAUGUCUGCAAAUGUUAUGCAGGGGGAUUGUUUGAGUGUGACACAGCUUAAGAUUUUUACACUUGAAGAUGAGAUUAGCGUGCAGCGUCGUUUUCCUCGUCCCACCGCUGGCAAACGUCCAGGCCAGUCGUCUUUGUAUAGAUGUAUAUUAGGCCUCCCAGGAGGUUGACCAAUAAAUAGAAUUUAUGUCACUUUGAAAUAUCGCAAGGGUGUCACAUCACUGUAAAAAAAAAAAAAAGAAAAAAGAAAAAAGUAAAUUUUGUUCACCCUCACAAAAACAAGGUAGGUCAAUAUCUUAUUUUCUUGUUUUUUUGGGAGGGAGUACAUCCCCUGACCCCAGCACGUUUAAGGUUUUUAUCCGAUCUUCAGUUUACAUUAUUUUGAGAUUUAAACACAAGCACAAGAGCUUGAUUUUUUUACAACACAAAGUUUAACUUUUUGAAAAAAA
Molecule: messenger RNA, 6071 nt
Organism: Myripristis murdjan (pinecone soldierfish)
Lineage: Eukaryota; Metazoa; Chordata; Actinopteri; Holocentriformes; Holocentridae
Product: regulating synaptic membrane exocytosis protein 1-like
Exons: 32
Coding region: 227-4783 (1518 amino acids)
Biological process (GO): regulation of membrane potential; regulation of synaptic vesicle exocytosis; regulation of synaptic plasticity
Cellular component (GO): cytoskeleton of presynaptic active zone; presynaptic membrane
Molecular function (GO): small GTPase binding; transmembrane transporter binding
Source: RefSeq, a predicted model, not a curated record